CGCGCGCAUUCCAGUGUUAGGAAUUUUUUUAAUUAAGCGAUGAGAAAAGACACCAAAGUUUUCUUAAUAAGAACUGCUCUGUUCUUUAUAUAUCUGUGGGCUGGUGCUGCAGUAUUUAUGGCCCUCGAAAGCGACAGAAGUGGCGCGAAAACUAUCGAUGGAAAAGACAUUCUUCGUCUACGCCAACUAAAUACAACGCAGCGAUUCAAAAUGAACGAAGAAGACUUCCUCGAAAUGGUGUCCGACAUAUCUCGUACAAUAUCGGCAAGCCAAACAAAUAACUGGGGUAUAUUUCAUGGUGUCACAUUUGCGACUCAUCUAUUAACCACUAUUGGCUAUGGGAAUUUGACGCCAAAAACCGAAGCAGGACAAAUUUUCAGUAUUUUCUACGGCCUAUUUGGCAUCCCCCUUACUCUAAUGAUGCUAAGAGCAAUGGGCCUAUUCUACAACUACUACAUCAAGAAACUUAUCAUACUAAUCGAGACGAAAUGCCUCAAGCGUACGGAAGUGAAAGGUCUCGAAGGGAAGGUCUGCUUGGGCGACAUAACCGUCGCUAUCAUUUACCUUUUUCUUGCGUCAGCGGUUUCGUGCGUGCAGCACAAUUGGACUCUUACCCAGUCCAUGUACGCUUGGUUUAUCACCAUGACAACGGUUGGCUUCGGAGAUCUGAUUCCUAUUCAGCAAAUGACAAACACGAUGGAACUGAUGCUUGGGUUGUGUUUCAUGUCGGGGUUGCUGGAUGCUGUGGCUAUCUAUGCAGAGAAAACUGACUUUAAUAAGGCGUUGAAGUGCCGCGGGAUCUGUUGUCGUAACCGCGGGACGGUCCCGCAAGCUAAAGAGGAGGAUGAGGCUCCUCGGCAAAAGCUCAACGGGUACUGGGAACCAGUGAAGCACGUGGCUUGUCAAACGGAUGAACAAGUCCAAGUAGUAGAGUUUUAGUAGAGUUUUAACAGUUAACUGUACAUACCCGCCUCUCAGACAGUAGGUUUUCCUAGUUACCGAGAACCAUGCUGAUGUGCGAUGUGCAAUCAAGUAUUUCUUUGGUUUGUCGCUUGGUUGGCUAAUGAAUUUCAUGGAAUGUCAGAAAAAAUUGUGCGUUUUCGCAUCUUUAUUGAGUUUGAUUGCUUUACUUUACUGUCAAGGAAGCCACCAGGGGUGUGAGGUAUUUGUAGAUUUGCAGAUUACACGAGAGCACAUAAGCACAGAAGUUCAAUUUAAUUCUACCAGUGGAUAAGCUACGGGGUGCUCCCCCCCUUUUCUACCGCCUAAAAUCGGGUCAUAUUUUAUUAAAGGAAUGUUAAUUAUUAUCGUUUUGCAUAUAAUAUCAAUGAUUUGGCACCCGCCAUCUGCAAUUCGUUUUACGCGCCUGUCUUCAUUAAGCCCCGUGCAAACUGCGCCAGCACCGGCUAGCAUUGCUGGCGAAUUCUUGCUCGACUGACCACAAGAAAAAGGAAAUGUCAUAAAGUCCAUUUCCCAUUUUGACAUUUCCUUUUACCUAUAGUCAUUCCAGCGAAAAUACCCAAAUUGAACAACGAUCUUAAUCAAUUAUUAAUGGACAAGCACAAGAAGGCGUUAAUAUUUAAUGAUCAAAUUCUUAUGAAUUCUAAGGUAUGAUUUAUGAGAGGUCAAUCUGCAAAACGGGAAAAGCAAUUUUACGACGCUCCUAAAUUUAGGAGCAUAACAUUGGCCAAAGUAGCAAGUGGCCAAAGUUCUUCGAAAGUACAUGUUCCUUGUCAAAAGUUAAGAGUUAAAAUAUAGCUUUUCUUAGGGCGGUUUUAGAGUGAUAUUCACUGCAUACUUACAGUUGAAAAUGUCCUCGAGCUUUACUUAGUCGAGGAUCGAAAUCAACCAAUCACAGUACAGUGUAGCUUGGUGCACGCUGAAUGUAUGGCAAAUGUGUAGAAUGUGUAUGUCUAGCGGAAACUGUUAUCUCGUCAAGGUCUUUUCAAGGUGAAAAGAAAGUGCAAUAUAGUUUAAAAAGUCAAUAAAUCUCAAUGUGUAUAGUACUUAUGAUAUAUAAUGCAUUUAUACGACUCU
Molecule: messenger RNA, 2037 nt
Organism: Nematostella vectensis (starlet sea anemone)
Lineage: Eukaryota; Metazoa; Cnidaria; Anthozoa; Actiniaria; Edwardsiidae
Product: potassium channel subfamily K member 3
Exons: 2
Coding region: 40-939 (299 amino acids)
Biological process (GO): stabilization of membrane potential; potassium ion transmembrane transport
Cellular component (GO): membrane
Molecular function (GO): potassium ion leak channel activity
Source: RefSeq, a predicted model, not a curated record